Messenger RNA from Vicia faba (fava bean), 387 nucleotides. Lineage: Eukaryota; Viridiplantae; Streptophyta; Magnoliopsida; Fabales; Fabaceae. The record is from the annotation of a GenBank genome assembly.
AUGGGAAGAACCUCUUGUUUCCAGGAUGAGUAUACUUUCGAACAAAGGCUUGAAGAUUCGCGUGAUAUUAUCGCCAAAUUCCCAGAUAGAAUCCCCGUGAUUGUGGAAAGGUAUUCGAAAUGCGAUCUACCUGAUUUGGAGAAGAAAAAAAUUUGUUAUAUUUGUGAUAGAUAUCUUGUUCCAAGAGACCUUUCUGUUGGGCAUUUCAUUCAUAUUUUGAGUUCCAGACUCAGUUUACCUGCUGGAAAAGCUCUUUUUGUAUUUGUCAACAAUACUUUGCCUCAAACUGCUAGUGUGAUGGACUCUGUUUAUAGAUCGUUCAAGGAUGAGGAUGGGUUUCUUUACAUGUAUUAUAGCACUGAGAAAACCUUUGGAUAUUGCACAUAA